GGACCGUUGUGCGUUUUAUUGUGAACCAAAAUAGAGUUGAGUGAAUAUAUAGAAUUUGAGAUUCCGUCACCAAAAAGUUGGAAUGCAUCAGAUUUCUGCUCAAGGUAAUACACCGUUUAGCAAAACCCUAAUCCAACCAUGUCCGACUUGAACGAGCUCCGUGACAAACUGUCCACGCUGCUAACGUUCCAACGCAACAUCACCACCGUACUGGAAUCCAUCACCAACGACCUAAUCGAUCGAGCCAUCCAGCAGGAAGUGGUCGAGCUCGAAAACUGUCAGCUCCGUCGGCGUAACAAACGUUUGGAUGAAAAGUUGACCAAACUGGAGCGAGCCCGGAUGGAUUCGGCUCGGGUGAGUCAGUUUAUGUUGAACAGUGGAUCAACUUUCAAUGGUCACAAGGCGGUGGUGGCAUCAAGUAGUGGAUUUCACCAACUGGGGGCUGCGAGAUUGCCUAAACGGUCCGCCUGGCAUCAACCAGCGGAGAUCUAUUUCCAGUACGGUAGCUUGAAGGAACAGGAUCAUCUGUAUGAUGCGGUAACUAUCCAAAGGCACGAAAACAUAUACGAAGCGCCGGAUGACAUUCGAUCGAACUUCGAGGAUAACUUCAACAAAAACGGCUUGCUAAGCUACGAGAAUCCCAACUAUCAUAUGGACCCACUCCGAAUGGAGCGUAACUCGCAUCUGUACGAGGAGAUCAUCUCCGAAUUGCAGCAGCAGGGUACUCUUCGACCCGCCGGAAGCGUAAAUUUGGUUAGGGACCCAAGUUUGCUGGGUAGCAAUCGGAAAGGAUAUCUGGACAUUGCAUCAAUGGCUGUCGACAGCAAGGAAGUUGACAAAAAACAUAAAUUGCUGGACGGCUCUCCCAACGAAUCAGAAACGCAGAAGGAUGAAGUCUCGGAAAAGGGCAAAAAGACUCAAGAGCAGGAAAUCAAACACAUAGCUGGAACGCUGAACGCCGAUGAUCUGUACGCAGUGCCGAACAAGAAGAAGCAACCAGCGGGAGAGGUCGCCCCUGCAGACGAGGAAGAAGAUGAAGAAGAAAAGGGUAAACAGGAAGAAAUUGAAGCCAUCGAAGACAAGGACAAGACCAGUGAUCUACCGCCGGGUUGGGAAAAGCAUGAAGACAAUGGCGGUCCUUACUAUUGGCACAUCAAAUCGGGAACAAUACAACGCGAGCCACCAGUUUGGCCAAAAGAACCACCGAAAGAGCUUAAGACACCGAUAGCGCCAACGCCUCGCUAUAUUCAGAACUCCAUGUUCUCCCAGACGCUGGCCAGCCUGUACGGGACACCAAAACCGGAGACCAGUUCGACCUCGUCCAGCAGUGGUCGAUUACACGACAGUAUUACGUCCGUUACCCGUAGCAGUACCAGCUCGGCCCUGGAUCAGGAAGAUGAACGACGACGGAGAGAGGACAUUGCGUUGAAACGACGAAGUUUUCCUCUUAAAUCAGAUUCAGACCGACCCAUAAGAUUCGCGGUGCGAUCGUUGGGUUGGGUUGAGAUUGCAGAAGAGGAUCUCACUCCAGAACGGUCCUCUAAAGCGGUCAACAAGUGCAUAGUGGAUCUUUCGCUUGGAAGAAAUGAGAUGCUGGACGUUGUGGGUAGAUGGGGUGAUGGUAAAGACUUGUUUAUGGACUUAGAUGAAGGUGCUUUAAAAUUAAUUGAUCCAGAAUCGUUGACAAUACUAAAUUCGCAGCCGAUACACACGAUACGAGUGUGGGGCGUUGGUCGAGAUAAUGGAAGAGAUUUUGCUUACGUGGCUAGAGAUCGACUCACCCGAAUCCACAUGUGUCACGUUUUCCGAUGUGAUACCGCCGCCAGGACGAUCGCCAACACGUUAAGAGACAUUUGCAAGCGAAUAAUGAUUGAACGAUCCCUCCAGCUCGAUGUGAGCAGUUCUAGUUCGGGCAGCUCCCGCUGUGCAAUACGUCCUACUGAUCUACCAACCGAGAACCGACGAUGGAUACGACACCCGGCAUCUUUUCCCACUCCAAUGGAGGAACCGAAAAAGGUUCUGAGGGCGCAAUAUCUCGGUUCGCUCGAAGUUGAUCAACCCACCGGCAUGGAGGUGCUGAAUGAUGCCAUUGACAAGCUUGUUACCAGCAUUCCGGUGGAAAACUGGGACGGCGUUAACGUUUCUGUGGCUCCCAGUAUGAUCAGUGUGAAUACAUCGGACACGGAGGCACGUUUGUUAUGCGAAUGUAGAGUGAGGUAUCUUAGCUUUUUGGGAAUUGGAAAGAAUAUCAAGAAUUGUGCGUUUAUCAUGCACACGGCGCAAGACAAAUUUGUAGCACACGUGUUUCACUGCGAACCAUCUAGCGGGGCACUGUGCAAAACGAUAGAAGCUGCUUGCAAGCUUCGAUACCAGAAAUGUCUCGAUGCUCACCCGGAAGGUAGUGGUCGCUACUCGGCUGAUUCCCACACACCGGGAAAAGGAAUUGGAGCGACUUUAAAAAACUUGAUGAGCUCGUUCUCACUAAAAAAGGAUAAGGCCAGUUCCUGAGAACGAGCAAAAUCGCUGCAGGAAAUCUGGCCAUACGCCGCGGAGAGG
Messenger RNA from Armigeres subalbatus, 2556 nucleotides. Its product is annotated as protein Fe65 homolog. NCBI's taxonomy places the organism in Eukaryota, Metazoa, Arthropoda, Insecta, Diptera, Culicidae. Gene Ontology annotation, cellular component: cytoplasm; nucleus. The transcript has 12 exons. The record is from RefSeq and is a predicted model, not a curated record. Gene Ontology annotation, biological process: regulation of DNA-templated transcription. Bases 139 to 2508 code for a protein of 789 amino acids. Gene Ontology annotation, molecular function: transcription factor binding; amyloid-beta binding.